This is a messenger RNA of Salvelinus sp. IW2-2015, 2319 nucleotides long. It is a transcript of the gene gabra3, whose product is annotated as gamma-aminobutyric acid type A receptor subunit alpha3. Gene Ontology annotation, molecular function: GABA-A receptor activity; benzodiazepine receptor activity; inhibitory extracellular ligand-gated monoatomic ion channel activity. Gene Ontology annotation, cellular component: neuron projection; dendrite membrane; GABA-A receptor complex. Lineage: Eukaryota; Metazoa; Chordata; Actinopteri; Salmoniformes; Salmonidae. Gene Ontology annotation, biological process: nervous system process; chloride transmembrane transport; gamma-aminobutyric acid signaling pathway. The record is from RefSeq and is a predicted model, not a curated record.
CCCUUCAAAAUCCAGUGGACAUACAUAAGAAUUGCCGUAGAAGUCAGUUGGAACAAAACAGCGCGCAUUGACGCAACGAAAAUCUAAAGUCGGAAGAAAAUAAGAGCAAGAAGAAACGUUGUUUUCUGGGUUUUGGGCCAUAGUUUGAUAUGGCUGCCACUCUCCAGAAACUUGCAGUAUUCGUGUCGGGCAUAUGGAUCUGCCUCCUGCUCCUCAACCCCUUUCCACAAACCGGGGCAGUGGUUGGGCACAGAGAGCCGAUGCCUGACGACAGUAGAGACAACAUCACUAUUUUCACCCGGAUCCUGGACAGACUGCUGGAUGGCUACGACAACCGGCUUCGCCCCGGACUAGGAGCAGAGAGUGUGACGGAGGUGAGGACUAAUAUCUACGUGACCAGCUUUGGACCGGUGUCAGACACAGACAUGGAGUACACCAUUGAUGUGUUCUUCCGUCAGAGCUGGAGGGAUGAGAGGCUGAAGUUCGACGGGCCCAUGCAGGUCCUGCCUCUUAACAACCUCCUGGCCAGUAAGAUCUGGACUCCAGACACCUUCUUCCACAACGGGAAGAAAUCUGUGGCCCACAACAUGACCACGCCCAACAAACUGCUACGACUGGUGGACAACGGUACCCUGCUUUACACUAUGAGGCUAACCAUCCACGCUGAGUGUCCCAUGCACUUGGAGGAUUUCCCCAUGGAUACACAUGCCUGCCCUCUGAAGUUUGGGAGCUAUGCGUAUACAAACAAUGAGGUUGUCUAUCUCUGGACCAAAGGAGAUGAGGACUCUGUAGUCGUAGCAGAUGAUGGGUCAAGGCUAAACCAGUAUGACCUACUGGGCCACGUUAUUGGGAAAGAAUCUAUGAUUUCCAGCACAGGAGAAUAUGUAGUGAUGACAACGUAUUUCCAUUUGAAAAGGAAAAUUGGCUAUUUUGUGAUUCAAACCUACCUUCCGUGCAUCAUGACUGUCAUCCUGUCUCAGGUCUCCUUCUGGCUAAACAGAGAGUCGGUUCCUGCCCGCACUGUAUUCGGGGUCACCACAGUUCUAACCAUGACAACUCUGAGUAUCAGUGCCAGGAACUCCCUGCCUAAGGUGGCCUAUGCCACAGCUAUGGACUGGUUCAUGGCGGUAUGCUAUGCCUUUGUCUUCUCUGCCCUGAUAGAGUUUGCCACAGUCAACUACUUUACCAAGCGCAGUUGGGCGUGGGAUGGCAAGAAAGAGGCCCAGGAGAUGAGGAGAAGAGAAUCGGCCUCUCUUUCCAAAAAGGCCAAUAACACAUUCAACAUUGUUGGAACUACAUACACCAUCAACGAGGCAAAGGACCCAGGUUUAAUCACCGUCUCCAGGAGUGCCACUACAGCUACACACCACCAACACCACCACCACCACCACCACAGCCACAAGGUUCCUAAAAUGGAUGACAAUUACGUGGAAGCCAUAAAGUCCUACAACCGUGUCAGCAGAGUGGACAAGAUCUCACGCAUCAUCUUCCCUGUGCUGUUCUUCAUCUUCAACCUGGUCUAUUGGGCCACGUACAUCAACAGCAAGCCGCCUCCCAAGUCCACCACCCACAAUUAACUCACCACGACUGAAUAUUAGACUGAGAUUGCAAGAGGCCGAGAGAUCCACCACAUGUUAUUGUAUCCUUGUUUUGGACUUCAUUUUGAUAUUUUCAAGUCUCAAUAGGUCGCAGACAAACAUUCUCGUAGAUUUGUAUGUACAUAGUUGAACUAUAAAUGUAAAUUUGUUGUUACCUGAUUAUAAGUUUGUUUGAUAGAAUAGCCGGAUGGUGUUUUCUCUUCUCUUGACAUGAUAAAGGGGAGCAUGUGUUUGAAUCCUUCAAGGUAGCUCAUUACAGAGGAUCAGGUCCUGGUAAAUCACUGUGUGUAAACACACAAUCUCACACCCACACACACAACACACACUCACACCAUUCACUCUGAAUUGCGUCAGGAUGCAGCAAGGAAAGCCAUUGGCUGCUUGUCGCUAUAGCGAGCUCUUAUAGCCAGGGGCAGCAUGUAGAGUUCCAUAGGGACAUCAUUAAUAAUCCUCAGUGUCUGCCCUUCUGCUAGCGCUGAAUCUCAACAGACCCAACGCAAUAUCAUCUGGAAUUGCUUUUGUGUCCUAUGGGCCUGCCUGUGUAUUUUCCAGUCCAGAGACUCCUAUUGUUUUAACAGGCUGAGUAUGUUUAAAGAGAAAGAAGCAGUGUGCCUUUUUGAAUACCCACAUCAUCAAGAUAAAGCUUUUGUCACAUACAUACAGUACAUACACACACACAAACACACAGUACACACACAAACACAAACACACAGUACACACA